Messenger RNA from Vicia villosa (hairy vetch), 1032 nucleotides. RefSeq lists its product as uncharacterized. The coding region runs from base 1 to 1032 and encodes 343 amino acids. The transcript has a single exon. NCBI's taxonomy places the organism in Eukaryota, Viridiplantae, Streptophyta, Magnoliopsida, Fabales, Fabaceae. The record is from RefSeq and is a predicted model, not a curated record.
AUGGAUGCUUUGGAAGUUGUUUUGUCUCUUUUGAUUUAUGGACAAGUCCUAUUUUUUCAUUAUGACAAAAUUGUAGACGUGGCCGCUAUCAAGAUAUUUCUCAGUAAGAAUCCCGUUCCUACUUUACUUGGUGAUUUGUUACACUCUAUUCACUUCCGAGUAUCGAAAAGGAAAGGUUGUGUCCUUGGAUGUGCUCCGCUAUUGCAUAAGUGGUUUAUUUUGGACUUACCUCUCUCCGUAAGAAAGAACGAAAAAGAUUUAACUUGGGCUCAAAGAAUUAUGAAGCUUUCUUUUGACGACGUCAUUUGGUAUCAAAAGGAGUUUGAAAGAACUUUGCUAUUUGAUAGUUGUGGAGAAUUCCCUAAUAUACCUCUUCUUGGUGUUCAUGGAGGAAUAACGUAUAAUCCCAUUCUAGCUCGACAUCAGUUUGGUUUUGCUUUGAAGGAUAAGCCACGUUCCUUAUAUCUCAGUUCAGAAUACUUCAGCUAUAAUUCAAACAAGGCAAAGAAAAGGGAUCUCUUCAUCAAAGCUUGGUCGAAAGUAAAGAAAGUUGGUGCAAAAGAUAUAGGAAGGAGAAACUACAUGCCAUGGGACCCAUAUUUCCGAUGGGUUUAUGAUCGAGUUAUGGAGUUUGGGAUGCCUUACCCUUCUGAUACGCCCAUAGUACCAAGAAUAGCUCCCCCUGCUGUCACAGUUGCAUUUGAGCCAUAUGUUCCUACUCCAAAUGAAGAUCUUGUUGCAACUGUUAACCAACUAAAGAGGGAAAGGGAUGACUUUGAGAGACGCUUGCUAAAAGCUGAAGCUGAAAAGAAGGUGAUGACACAAGAUGCUAAAGAGCGAGAGACUUUGCUAGAUUACUUUUCUCGCAAAUGGAAGAUUGAAGAUUUUGUUUCCCCAAAUCAGAUUAACUCAUGGGAAGAUGAAAUUUCAAGGCUUGUUCAAGAAAGAGAAGAAAUGAUCAAGGCACACAAAGAAGAAGUUAGAGUUUUGAAAAGGAGGCGUCGUCAAGAAGACAAGAUUCCCGGAAUUUAG